Messenger RNA from Sardina pilchardus (European sardine), 3621 nucleotides. RefSeq names its product ADAM metallopeptidase with thrombospondin type 1 motif, 18 (gene adamts18). Gene Ontology annotation, biological process: extracellular matrix organization; proteolysis. Gene Ontology annotation, molecular function: metalloendopeptidase activity. NCBI's taxonomy places the organism in Eukaryota, Metazoa, Chordata, Actinopteri, Clupeiformes, Clupeidae. The record is from RefSeq and is a predicted model, not a curated record. The coding region runs from base 1 to 3621 and encodes 1206 amino acids. The transcript is spliced from 24 exons. Gene Ontology annotation, cellular component: extracellular matrix.
AUGGAAGAGGAAGAGGAGGAGAAGGAGGAAGGCAUGGAGGGGAUGGAGGAUGUUGAUGCUGGUCCCCGGUGGGCUGGCACGUUUGCCGGUGACUCUAGCGGGCUAAAUCGCGAUUACUUCUUUGUGACUCCAGUGGAGGUGGACUCCCUGGGCAGUUACAUCUCUCAUGACGUGACCAGGCAUGGCCGCAGCCGCCGGUCAGUUGCGGAGACGCCGGACCCCGUGCACUACCGCAUGUCUGCGUUCGGCCAGGACUGGCACCUGGAGCUGACGCCGUCGGCCGUGCUGGCCCCCGGGUUCACCGUGCAGACGCUGGGGUCAGAGGGCAUCACCACGGAGACGCCUGACCCUGCCAUUCACGGAUGCCUCUAUCAAGGGAUUAUACGCAACCAAACGGUCUCUUCGGCAGCUAUAUCUACCUGCACAGGACUGUCAGGACUGAUUCGGACGUCGGACGAAGAGUACUUCAUCUCGCCGUUGCCCCAGCAACUGGCCACCCGGCACAACUACAGCGCCCCCAGUGGCCACCACGCGCACGUCAUCUACAAGCGCUCGGCCGAGGGACACGUCCACGGUGACAGCACCCCGCGGCCUCCCAACCCGUACGGCCAUCCCAGCCGUCGCCAACGGCGACAUCGUCACGGGCCCCACGGACACGAGCACCAUCACCAUGACUACCAGCACGGGAAUCUGCAGAGACAACACUUCUGUGGACGCCGCAAGCAAUAUACUCCCAAGCCUCCCGCCGAGGAUCUUUUCGUCAUGCCCGAUGAGUUUGAUCAGCCAGGCCGAACCAAACGCUCGCCCAUCACGUCCAACAAGGUGGGGGGCCUGAACGUGGAGACCCUGGUGGUGGCUGACAAGAAGAUGCUGGAGAAGCACGGCCGCGAGAACGUCACCACCUACGUGCUCACGGUCAUGAACAUGGUCUCCAGUCUGUUCAAGGAUGGGACCAUUGGCACAGAUAUCAACAUAGUUGUCGUCAGCCUGCUGCUCCUGGAGCAGGAUCCGCUGGGCCUGUCUAUCACUCACCAUGCUGACCAGUCCUUGAACAGCUUCUGCCAGUGGCAGUCCGGUCUGAUGGACAAGAGCGGGAAGCGACACGACCACGCCGUGCUCCUGACGGGCCUGGACAUCUGCUCCUGGAAGAACGAGCCCUGUGACACCCUGGGCUUUGCUCCCAUUAGUGGGAUGUGCAGUAAGUAUCGGAGCUGCACCAUCAACGAGGACACAGGUCUGGGUCUGGCCUUCACCAUCGCACACGAGUCUGGACACAAUUUUGGAAUGAUCCAUGACGGAGAGGGGAAUCCCUGUCGGAAGGCCGAGGGGAACAUCAUGUCCCCCACCCUGGCUGGGAAUAAUGGUGUCUUCUCCUGGUCCGACUGCAGCCGCCAGUACCUCAACCGCUUCCUUGGCACGGCGCAGGCCUCCUGUCUGGUGGAUGAGCCGCGGCACAUCGGGCAGUACAAAUACCCCGAGCAGCUCCCGGGCCAGCUCUACGACGCCGACACGCAGUGCAAGUGGCAGUUUGGCGCCAAGGCCAGGCUGUGCAACCUGGACUUCGUUAAGGACAUCUGCAAAUCAUUAUGGUGCCAUCGGACAGGACACAGGUGUGAAACCAAGUUUAUGCCGGCUGCAGAGGGGACUAUCUGCGGCCCUGAAAUGUGGUGUCGGCGGGGACAGUGUGUGAAGUUUGGCGAUAACGGUCCCAGGGCUGUGAAUGGCCAGUGGUCAGGCUGGUCCGAGUGGUCCGGCUGUUCCAGGACCUGUGGAGGAGGAGUGAUGCACCGCGAGCGCUCCUGCAACAACCCCAGCCCACAGUACAACGGGAAGUUCUGCGCGGGUGCCAGCCGCCUCUACCAGCUGUGCAACACCAAGCCGUGCCAGGCCAACGCCGUCGACUUCCGCGCCCAGCAGUGCGCCGAGUACAACAGCAAGCCGUUCAGAGGCUGGUACUACAAGUGGAAGCCUUACACCAAGGUGGAAGACGAGGACAUCUGCAAGCUGUACUGCAUCGCAGAGGACUUUGACUUCUUCUUCGCCAUGUCCAGCAAGGUGAAGGAUGGCACCCGGUGCUCGGACCACAGGGCGGACGUGUGCAUCGAGGGCAUAUGUGAGUCGGUGGGCUGUGAUCAGGUGCUCGGCUCUAAAGCUUCUCUGGAUGCUUGUGGCGUGUGCAAAGGAGACAACUCCACAUGCAAGUUCCAGAGAGGGCAGUACACCUUGCAGCACAGGGCCAAUGAGUACUAUCCGGUGGUCACCAUUCCUGCUGGGGCUCGCAGUGUGCACGUGCGGGAGAUGGAGGUGUCCACCAGCUACCUGGCUGUGCGUAGCCUCAAGCGCAAGUACCACCUAACGGGCGACUGGACAGUGGACUGGCCGGGCAAGUUUCAGUUCGGAGGGGCCACCUUCCACUAUCAGCGCUCUUUCAGUCUCCCAGAGAGCCUGUACGCCGCUGGGCCUACUAAUGAGACCCUGGUCUUUGAAAUCCUGCUGCAGGGCAAGAACCCAGGAGUGCUGUGGGAGUACACCCUACCCCUCCCAGAGAAGAAGCCCAACUACACAUGGGGAGUGCUGCGCUCCGACUGCUCGGCUCCUUGUGCCGGAGGACGAGUCUCAACAAAAGCCAUCUGUCUGGAGGAUCAGCGCGCGCAGGUCAACGCCACGCUGUGCAACCCGCAGACCAGACCCGUGCUCGGAUCACACCUCUGCAACACACAACCCUGCCCGGCCUACUGGACCACCGGCAAAUGGGGAGCCUGCAGCCGCACGUGCGGGGGCGGGCAGCAGACGCGGCACAUCCGCUGCAUGAGGAAGGUCACCUACCAGCGGGACGAGGUGGCGCCGCACUCGCUCUGCCCCGUCAUGGCGCCCGCCCAGGUGCAGCCCUGCAACACCCACGCCUGCCCUCCGGAGUGGGGCACCGGCUCCUGGUCACAGUGCUCUAAGACGUGCGGGCGCGGCGUGCACAAGCGGAGCGUGUUCUGCCGCAGCACGGACCCCGGGGCCCGGGCGGUGGUGGUGCCGGACAGCAUGUGCAAGCUGCACCACAAGCCCAAGGCCCAGGAGACCUGCGUCCUCGCCCGCUGCCCCAAGAACGACCGCCUGCAGUGGGUCACCACCGCCUGGAGCGAGUGCUCAGCAUCUUGUGGGACGGGUCUGCGUCGGCGUGAGCUUCGCUGCGGGGAGCGUGACUCCAGGGGGGGCUAUGUGGAGUUCCCCAUCAGGAGGUGCCGGAACCUGCCCAAACCCCCCGCCGAGCUCCAGCAGCCCUGCAGCCGAGGACCGUGCCCCCAGCCCCAGCCUCCUCCACACGCCGUGGUGCUCGGCUGGUACUCUUCACCCUGGCAGCAGUGUUCUGUGUCGUGUGGCGGAGGGGUUCAGACGCGCUCCACCCAGUGUCUGCGGCAGGGUCGCCCCGCGGCCGGCUGCCUGCCCCACCAGAGGCCCGUGAGCUCCAGGGCCUGCAACACCCACUUCUGCCCCGCACCUGCCCCGGCUCCCCCUCCACCUUGCUUGGACUUCUUUGGCUGGUGCCACCUGGUACCUCAACAUGGCGUCUGCAAUCACAAGUUCUACGGGGAGCAGUGUUGCAAGUCCUGCUCCAUGAAAAAACAGUGA